AAACUUUGCUUGUAUAUUUACUAUAUAUUUUACUUGUUUCAUCAGUUCAUAAUACCACACCUAUCUCUCUUUCUCUUCACUCUUUCCCCAUGGCCAACCUCUUUAACCCUAGUUUUGUCUUUCUCCUCUCUCUCUUCCUAGCUCAUCAAGCCACUGCCACAAGCCACCACCACCAUGAUCUCAAAUCUCUCCAUUUCUCUCUCUACCAACAAGAAACGAUCAACAAGACCGGUUACAUCGUCGUAAACGGAGUAGCCGGUCCGCCCGUUGGCCAAACGACCACUCCCUUCGGCACGGUAUUCGUUUUCCGCGACCACUUAACACUAAGGGCUAAUGCUUCAUCAAAGGUAGUUGGGAUAUCAGAAGGGACCUCCAUAACUUCAGCUCUAGAUGGCCUUCAGAGCAUUUCUGUGGCCAAGAUCACACUAAAGAUGAAAGGAAUGGUUGGAUCUCUCUCUAUAUUAGGAAGUGUGCAUAACACUAGAGCCUCUAAGUUGCCAGUUGUAGGAGGAACUGAGGAUUUCAUGUUUGUUCAAGGGUAUAUUGUGUCCUCUCCAGUUGAUUUACAGGGUAUAGAUGUUACUUACAAGGUUGAGUUCCACUUAUACUGGCCUCCCUAUGCUAGCUUUGCAAAGUUUUGAGGAAUUGGAGGUGCAAAUGUAGGGAUUUUUGGUGUUUGGAGGUGAGAUCACCUAUUUUUAUUUUCAUAUAGUUAGUUUUUUGUUUGAUCUCUCUACUUUUGUCUAUGUUUUUCUUUAAUAAAUCUUUUGAGAUACGUUAUUUAUA
Amborella trichopoda is the source of this 786-nucleotide messenger RNA. RefSeq names its product dirigent protein 1. Lineage: Eukaryota; Viridiplantae; Streptophyta; Magnoliopsida; Amborellales; Amborellaceae. The record is from RefSeq and is a predicted model, not a curated record.